AUGCAGUGUUCUCACUACAAACAUUUUCGCGCCAUAAUUUAUUACAACUUUCAGAGACAAUUAUCGCAACAAGAAUGCCUUGCUGAGUUACUGUCUGUUUUCGGCAACGAAGCGCCACAUCAGUCGACAAUUUCCAGUUGGUAUGGAAAAUUCAAACGUGGACGGGUGAGUCUUAGUGACAAUUCCAGGAUGGGUGUACCAAAAAGGGCAGUCACCCAGGAAAACGUCGAUGCUGUGCGCAAACUCAUCAUUGAAGAAAUAGGAGUAAGAAAAUUAGUUUCUCGUUGGAUACCCCACCUGUUGACUGAAGAGCAGAAAGCAGCCAAGGUUAAUUGGUGUCAAAAAACGCUUGACCGUUUCAAUUCCGGAAACUCAAAAGAUUCGGCUGUCUGGGAGUUCCAAGGUGAAGAAAAGCCAACAAAAAUGGUCGCGACAUUUGUGUCAAAAGCGGGCCAUCUUGCAACAAUUCGUCUUAAUGAGCAAAUAACUCUUCGAAAAAUCAACCCCGAAAGAAGAAUCAUCCUCCACCAAGACAAUGCAAGCUCGCACACAGCCCAAAAAACAAGGCAGUAUUUAACGGAAGAAAACGUGGAAUUAUUGGACCAUCCUCCAUAUAGUCCCGAUCUAAGUCCUAACGAUUUCUUUACUUUCCCGAAAAUUAAAAAUAGACUGCGUGAAGAAGCAGUUGACGCAUUCAAAAAUGCCGUUUUCGAUCUGCCAACAAACGAAUGGAAUAAGUGCUUCGAAAAUUGGUUCGAGCGCAUGCAGAUGUGUAUUAAUCUUCGUGGAGAAUACUUCGAAAAACAAUAA
Molecule: messenger RNA, 810 nt
Organism: Acanthoscelides obtectus
Lineage: Eukaryota; Metazoa; Arthropoda; Insecta; Coleoptera; Chrysomelidae
Source: the annotation of a GenBank genome assembly